Molecule: messenger RNA, 6184 nt
Organism: Bombina bombina (fire-bellied toad)
Lineage: Eukaryota; Metazoa; Chordata; Amphibia; Anura; Bombinatoridae
Gene: SRM
Product: spermidine synthase
Exons: 8
Coding region: 135-1007 (290 amino acids)
Biological process (GO): spermidine biosynthetic process
Cellular component (GO): cytosol
Molecular function (GO): spermidine synthase activity
Source: RefSeq, a predicted model, not a curated record
CACUAUCCCUCAUACCACGUGGCGAGGGUACCUAGCCUGCUGUCACCGAGGCCCCGUCCAUCCCGCACGCUGAUUGGUCGCUGGGCGUACUGGAGGCAGCAGGCCAGUGUGAGUGGUGCUGCGGGUCAGUCAGCAUGGAGCUGCCGGUCCAGGAAGGCUGGUUCCGGGAGACUUGUAGCCUAUGGCCUGGGCAGGCCAUGUCUCUGCAGGUGGAGGACGUGCUGUACCACAAGCGCUCCAACUUCCAGGACAUCCUGGUCUUCAAGAGCAAGACUUAUGGCAAUGUGCUGGUCCUGGACGGGCUGAUACAGUGCACAGAGCGAGAUGAGUUCUCCUAUCAAGAGAUGAUAGCGAAUCUGCCACUCUGCAGUCACCCAAACCCACGCAAGGUGCUGAUUAUCGGAGGAGGAGAUGGGGGUGUGCUGAGAGAAGUGGUGAAGCAUCAGUCUGUGGAGUCUGUUGUGCAGUGUGAGAUUGAUGAAGAUGUAAUAAAUGUCUCUAAAAAUUACCUCCCGGGCAUGGCAGUGGGUUACUCCAGCCCAAAGCUCACCUUACACGUGGGUGACGGCUUCCAGUUCAUGAAGCAGAACCAGGAUGCGUUUGACAUUAUCAUCACAGACUCCUCUGAUCCUGUAGGUCCUGCGGAGAGUCUCUUUAAAGAGUCUUAUUACCAGCUGAUGAAGACAGCGCUUCGAGAGGGCGGGAUCCUCUGCUGCCAGGGCGAGUGCCAGUGGCUUCACCUUAAUCUGAUAAAGGAGAUGCACCAGUUCUGCAAGUCUCUUUUCCCCGUGGUGGAAUACGCUUACUGCACAAUCCCUACGUAUCCCAGCGGGCAGAUCGGAUUCAUGCUGUGUAGCAAAAACCCUAGUACCAGCUUCCGGGAGCCUGUGCGCCAGCUCUCGCAGGAACAAGUGGACGCAAUGAACCUUCGAUAUUAUAACUCCAGUGUUCACCGAGCAGCAUUUGUAUUGCCCGAGUUUGCACGGAAAGCACUCAGCGAUGUGUGACGCAGCCAGUGGAGCCGUCUCUUUUGGGAACGUUUUAAUCAGAGAGUACAAUCCUCUCAUGAGCACGGGAAGCAGGACCUGACACUAGUGGUUACUGGCUUCAUUCCAUUGCUGGGAACUGUAUUUACCUCUCAGGCUUACUCUAUGGGUACAAUACCAUGUAUUACUUAAGUGCCUAAGUUACGCUAAGCUGCUAUAAAGAACUGGUGUUAAAUCUAUUUAAAUAAACGUGCUGCCUCUGCCUGAUACGCUCUCUGUAUUGUGCUAGGCGCAAGCUGUUGCUGCAGUGCCGGAAAGUUCUGCGGAUAAUUCCAGCUGCUGGGAGGUUUUGAUUAGAAAUAAAUAAGAUCGGAGGAUCAGACAGAAGUGCACGGUUUACUACAGAAGCAUCAUUUGACUUUAGUAAAACAUCUGAUUUAGUUUGUACUAGUUCUUCAUUACAGCUUAUUAUAACAACGGUAAUCCCAUGUCCCUUUAUCCCUUCAUCCCUCCAGCUGAAAGGGUUAAACUGGAGCUGCCUCGACUUGUAACCCUUUCACUACCAGUUAUAUCAGUAUAUAUCCUCAUGUACCUGUAUAUUUAAUAUCAAGACUCCUCCAUAAGACAGACCCUGAUGCUGCUAAACCCACCCUCUUCUCUUUGCCCAAGUCACUAGCAUCACCCAUGAUGGUCAUUAGGUUGGGACAAGGGCCAGUGCGAAGAAUUAUUUUAACCCCACCCCCAUUACGCCUGUUUUAUGUAUGAUUAUAUAUAGACCGAACUGAAGCGCUGCUGGCCUAAGACGCUACAGUCUGAUUUACAAAGUCUGUAAUUGUAUCAGUUUGGUGAUGGAGUAAACCUAAUCACGUGUUUUAAGUACUUCAGAGAGCAUGAAAACCAAAAGUCUAAUACAGAGGAACAGUUAAGUGUUAAAUGUUUGUGUUAAUUUUUUUGUUUUGUUUCAAAAAAGGUUAAAGGGACAUUAAACUCAACAUCCGUUUAAAAUGUUUAGGCAAAUACAAAACCAAGCAUUGUUCCAUCAGUAUUUGUCCUGCAUACUUGCGUAUGCUAGGCAGGUAUUGGUCAGAGCAGUGCACACACAGCACGUUUUUUUGUUAGGGAUGUAUACAUGGACUAUUCUGGAACUUUUUUCUAGUAAAAUUACCAUUUUAAAUGUUUGUUUUUAAAAUUAUGUAUUUUUGUUUAAUGCUAAUUGUGACGGAUACCCCGACUGAGUAGCUCCACCAAACGGGUCCUGCUUCCUCCCUGCCGACUGCAGCUAUGUAGCUGGCAAGUGACCACAGCCUGUAGCCACCCCUGAUGCCCGACAGCACCAUUACUCAGGGUCCCACCCUGUGGCAGACUCUGGCUACCCAGACUAGGUAGCUCUGCCAGAGGGUCCUUCUGCCUGGAACAGGCUGCUAUGUAGCCCAGGAAAGUGAUUCUAGCAGGAGCCCACACAAAUAACUAGACAGACUAGCAUUCAGGUGAAACAAGAACUGAUUUUAUUGAGAAACACACAACUCAUCUUGAUAAGACGCUGGACAAUGCCCCAAUUUUCCCGCCAUUCCCGCCCCUACAGACAGGCUGGCACCUCCAUAGAAGCCACAGGCCCAGGACCCAGGGGUGGCAGUUUCGGGGUGAUCCCGGUGGAGCGGCGGCACUUCCAGGGUGUCAUUUUAAAACUCUCUGUCCCCAGAUGCCACAGUCCAAAAAUCAGCAUGAUUCGUUACUGGGGACCGGAGUUAGUCCGUUGAAGUUAUGGGGUUAGGGGUGUCCAAAACCCCUGGUUCCCAAAGGAGCUCCCCUCCGGUAAUUCCCCCCACCUCUUGUCCUCCCUAGGGGCUACUAAUCCCCGCAAGAGCGGAGCUCUGGGGCACAUGGUUGCUGGAGCGACCAGUGGUAAAGUUAGCGGGUGUCCUGUGGCCGACCGAGAGUUCCAGGUGCCUGGCCAGCCUGAGAGGAGUUAGUCGGGUGUCCGUUGUGAGGUGGCCGACAGGGAGUUCCAGGAGCCCAGCCAGCCUAGGAGGGUUUUCCUUAUACACCAGCUCUUCACAAAACAAGCAAACAAAAGCUUCCAGAGAUUGUGGUUGCUCUGAGGAGCCCAAAACCACUGAGAAACGGGUGAGGUUGUAAGGGGGGUGGGGGGGGUAGCCUUAGCUGUCUGGUAUCCGUGACAUCUCCCCCACUCCAGUUCGGCAGUCCUGGCUAGACCCUUAACGGGUCAGCCUGGGGCUGUCUGACGGUGGCCCUCCACUUCUCGGUUGCUGGGAGAGGUUCUCAUCUCUCCAGAGCUUGGGGCAUCCUGGGGGGUUCCCUAGGCGCAGGGAUAGUCACAUAAGGCAAAGUCCCGAACAAGUUUGCUAAGGCCGGCUCCCAAACAAUUGCUGUCCCACAAGUUCCGGUGUCCUUAAGUUCCAUGGCCACACUGCUUCUCUCUGUGACACUCUGUUUAGUACCUGCUGACCCACCCCAGACCGGAGUGGGAGGUUGCUCCUUGGUGGGGCAGGCAAAGCUCGGGUGCCCAAACAUGUGGCACCAAUUGUAUAAGCUUUUAUCCUCCUUGCCUAAUUCAACACCUGCCCCCGGUGAGAAAUACUCUGGGACAAGAAAAGGGUAGAGACCCUGCCAAGCUACUGAGGGGAGAGACCGUCUGUCUCUUAUCCCGAGAAGGAGAUCUACCGCUGGGGAGGGAGGUCUCAGGGGAUGGCACUGCCGCUGGGGAGAGAGACCGACUGUCUCCUCUCCCAGGAAGGGGUUCUGUGUAAGAGGAGGGAGGACGCCUACCUCCUCUCCCUUGUUUCCUGGAGCUGUUACAGGUGCUGGCUGAUGCCGGCGGCUCUCUGUUCUGUUGCCAGCGCUUCUGCUGUGGUGGCUCCCUGGUCCAAGACCAUAAGCUUGGAGCCAGACUGCUGAUCGGGAUCCAGCAGCUCUGCAUAUGCCAGUUCCCAUUCCUGGACAUUCAUAAAAUUCAGAUCGGCUUCAAGCCAAGGCACUUCCGAGAGAUCCAACAGUCUGUCUCGGUACCUGCAAAUUUCAGCCAGUCUUUCGUCCGUCUUAUCCCCAAAGUCGGGGUCCUUUAGCAUCUUUUCAAAUAGUAAUCCCGGGCCGCCAAAGCCCUCUGUGGGGUAGACCUCCUCUAGCUAUGACCGCACAUGCAUAGCAUACCACUGGAGGGCUCGGUAGCUAUCCUCCAGCGCCAUCUCUGUCUGGACCAGUCAGUGUAAAGCUGUUCCUCCCUGGGCUGCUCUCCCAGAAAGGCAUUUGUAAAUCUAGCUGGAGCCAGUACCUUUCCAAAACAGUCCCGCUCCUGUUGGAGAGCCUUCCUCCAGAGUCGCUGACGGAAAAAGUUCCUCUCUUCCCACUCGUUCUGUGCAGAACCAAGACCUUACAGCGGGGCCAGCGCCUCUGGCAUUCUCCAUCGGAACUCGGCCUCCAUGGUUACCGGUUACUGUGGAACAUCUCCUCUGUCAGCAGGAACCAUGUGGAAGAAGCAGGUCCCACCGCUGCCAACCAAUGUGACGGAUACCCUGGCUACCCCGACUGGUUAGCUCCGCAAAACGGGUCCUGCUUCCUCCCUGCCGACUGCAGCUAUGUAGCUGGCAAGUGACCACAGCCUGUAGCCACCCCUGAUGCCCGACAGCACCAUUACUCAGGGUCCCACCCUGUGGCAGACUCCGGCUACCCAGACUAGGUAGCUCUGCCAGAGGGUCGUCCUUCUGCCUGGAACAGGCUGCUAUGUAGCCCAGGAAAGUGAUUCUAGCAGGAGCCCACCCAAAUAACUAGACAGACUAGCAUUCAGGUGAAACAAGAACUGAUUUUAUAGAGAAACACACACAUCUUUUAUACACACAACUCCUCUUGAUAAGAUGCUGGACAAUGCCUCAAUUUUCCCGCGAUUCCCGCCCCUCCAGACAGGCUGGCAUCUCCAUAGAAGCCACAGACCCAGGGGUGGUGGUUUCGGGGUGAUCCCGGUGGAGCGGCGGGGUGUCAUUUUAAAGCUCUUGGUCCCCAGAUGCCACAGUCCAAAAAUCAGCAUGAUUCGUUACAGUCCGUUGAAGUUAUGGGGUUAGGGGUGUACAAAACCCCCGGUUCCCAAAGGAGCUCCCCUCCGGUAAUUCCCCCACCUCUUGUCCCCCCUAGGGGCUACUAUUCCCCAAAAGAGCAGAGCUCUGGGGCACAUGGUUGCUGGAGCGACCAGUGGUAAAGUUAACGUGUGUCCUGCUGUCCUGUGGCCGACCGGGAGUUCCAGGAGCCUGGCCAGCCUGAGAGGAGUUAGGUGGGUGUCCGUUGUGAGGUGGCCGACCGGGAGUUCUAGGAGCCCGGCCAGCCUUAGGAGGGUUUUCCUGGUCAUACACCAGCUCUUCACAAAACAAGCAAACAAAAGCUUCCAGAGAUUAUGGUUGCUCUGAGGAGCCCAAAACCACUGAGAAACGGGUGAGGUUGUAGGGGGGGGUGGGGGUAGCCUUAGCUGUCUGGUAUCCGUGACACCAAUCUUUUAAAUAAAUAUGACUUUAAUGUCCCUUUAAUUAAAACGCAUGAUUUCUGCAUGUCCAUCUAGUACUGCUGUAUACAAGUUCAUUGUUUACCUGGGGCUACUUCCACAGCUGUAUUGGUAGAUAAGGGCUGGCCUCCAAAACCAUAACAUGAGACACUGGCGUGAUAAAACAUGUUAAUGUCCCAAGGAUCAACGGGUGAUGCCCAUACUCAAGCCCUUGUGUGCUGGGGCUUAAUUCACUAACACAACAUCCUUUCUCUGCAGAAGGCUGUGAUGGCUUUAAUUGCUUGAUAUGAGUUACACAAGCUCUAAGGUCUUUAUUGCUGCUAUCACCUGCAAUGGACAAUUUAUCAUACUGAGUGUGGCAAUUGCACCCCGUUUAUUACAGACUUGUGACUACUGUGCAUAAGCCGUCUAUACAUAGUGGACACAAACCAUCUUGUUCAGCAAUAUCUGUAGCAGGGCCGGGAGUAGGGAUGUGACAUCAGGUGACAAAGAAGCUACUUAACCCAAGAAGUAUAUGGCGCGACCGUCUGUAGUACGGCGCUGCCGCUGUUUUUAUGGAUCACCACGGACUGGAGAGGGACUUCGCUUCAGUAAAGUACCAAGAUAGUGUUAUGGAAAAUAUCAAUAUUACAAAAUGCAAUCACUUAAUGUUUUUCAUUAAAGAAAGAAGAAAACCAAACUUGAACAAAACUGA